This is a messenger RNA of Malus domestica (apple), 727 nucleotides long. NCBI's taxonomy places the organism in Eukaryota, Viridiplantae, Streptophyta, Magnoliopsida, Rosales, Rosaceae. The record is from RefSeq and is a predicted model, not a curated record.
AUUAACAAAAGAUCAAUACAAUACAAGCUUUCGUACUCUCUAAGUUUCCUUUUCCCCUCAUCUUCCCUUUGCUCAAUCUCUCUUCUUAGUAAUAUAGGAUCAUAUGUUAAUAUGGUAUCAUGGAGCCAGUCUUGCUGGCGCUGUGAUUCUUGACAUGAAUUUCUGCUGCUUCGAUUCGUAUCAGAUGGUGGUCAAGUUGUUCAAGAAUGUCAAAUUUGUGGAAAGAGGGGACACAUUGCUAUUGAUUGCAGAUAUAUGGGACAAGGCAACAUGGGUGGUUCUGUACAACGGAAAGAGUAACAACAAUGAAAUGUUUAGGAUUCUUAUGCAUGUGUUUCCUUCUCUGCUUACUUCACGUGUACCUUCUUCUACUGCAUUAUUAGGCAAAGUUGCUAAGCCUUCUCUCUGGCAUCAUAGAUUUGCGCACCCUUCAAAUGAAAUUUUGGAAGCAAUGUUGAAAGUCUCUAGUAUGUCAAGUUCUAGUGAUGUAAUUACUCACACUUGUUCUCAUUGUAUUACUGGAAAAAUGAGUAGGCUAGCCUUUUCUGAAAAGUUAGAUAGAGUUGAUAUACCAUUUCAUAAGGUUAAUACUGAUGUUUAGGGUCCUUCUCCAGUUGUAGCAGUUGAUAGAUUUAGAUACUAUGUGUCGUUUGUAGAUGAGGCCACAAGAUUUGUAUGGAUUUACCCUUUAAUAAAUAAAUAAGAAGUUUUUGGUGUAUUUGUGAGA